Capsicum annuum is the source of this 1605-nucleotide messenger RNA. RefSeq lists its product as uncharacterized. Gene Ontology annotation, molecular function: nucleic acid binding. The record is from RefSeq and is a predicted model, not a curated record. The transcript has 4 exons. Lineage: Eukaryota; Viridiplantae; Streptophyta; Magnoliopsida; Solanales; Solanaceae. The coding region runs from base 363 to 1394 and encodes 343 amino acids.
CACACAAGUAAUCGGAAACCAAAUAUAGAUAAUUUUUAGCCAAAUUGGCUAUAUUCCUAUGUACUACUAAUAAUAAAACCUUUUUUUUUUUUUUUCACAUUCCAAUAAUAUUUUUUACUUUUUGGGGGAAAAAGACAAAACCCAAUCCCUAUUGAAUACAAUGAGACCCUUUUUCUUCUUUCUUCUUUAGGGGGAUAAGAAGGCAAUAGGGUUUUCUCUUCGCAAUUUCUCUCUUUGGAUAGAGAAAGUCUCUUCUUCUUCUCCCUUUCUGGGGUUGAAGAAAAAAAAAUUUUAAAAAAAGAAAAAAAAUUAACGAAAACCCUUUUGUAUUCCAAAUUUUUGGGACAUAUAUACCCCUCUUAAUGGAUUCGGGUUCAUGUGCAGCUUAUUUGACAAUGGUGGAUCCAUUCUUGGUUGAAGCUCUUCAAAACCCACGUCAUCGUUUGACAAUUCUACGAAUGGAACUCGACAUUCAGAAGUUCUUGCAAAACUCUGACAUGCAACAGUUUGAGUUUCCACAUUUUCCGACUUCCUACCUCCGGCUUGCAGCUCACCGUGUUGCUCAACACUAUGGUUUGCAGACUACAGUUCAGGAUAAUGUUUUGGAUGGUCAGGGGGCCAAAAUCCUGGUGACAAGAAAGCCUGAAAGCAAAUACCCUGCUGUGCGUUUAUCGGACGUCCCACCUAAACAGUCUGACAAUGACAAAUACGAGAAGAUGAAAAUAGUAAUACAACCAAGGCCGAGUAACACCUCCGCAAAAGAUAGUGAAUCGGGUGCAAAACGCAGUCAAGUAAGAACCGUCGAGGAGAGAAAAGAGGAGUAUGACAGGGCACGUGCACGUAUUUUUAAUAGUCCUAUUAACUCUGAGUCGAGAGAUACGUUGGUUCGUGUUACUUCUGACCUCAAGAACACCAUAGAUGAGAAUGAAUGUUCAAGUAGGUUACUCUUGGAUAUGGAGAAAAGCCUCAGCAUCAGAGAAGGUGGUACUUCUUCCCGAGUUGCCAUCUUCAGGGACAGGGAGAAAGAACUGAGUGAUCCUGAUUACGACCGAAAUUAUGUUAGAUACGUUAAGAGUGUCCCAUCAGGUCAGUGCUUUAGCGUGCCACCUUUUGAUGUGCAGAAGUUUCAGCCUCCAUAUGUGCAUUACGAUCCUGGUUUUGCUCAGUUGAGUCAGCUGCCCAAUGGUCAAGCUUCACCAAACUACAGGAACCCUGUUCUUGGCCCGUAUCAUGCCAUGGGAUUUAAUCAGACCUCCAAUGAUGGAGUAUUCAUGCAGUGGCCAACUCAGAGCAUGAUUUAUGCACAUUCGUAUGAUCAAGUUAGACAUGCUUUCUUUCAGCCUGCUUUCUGUCAGCAACCGCUAAGCUUUGGUUACUCCCAGAACCACAGCUGAUAUUCAAGAAACGGUUCAGAGAAUGUCUGUAAUGGGGAAUGUAAUUUUUGCUCUCUCUUAGCACGUUAUCCUCGUUUAGGUUAAUUGUGAUAGACUCUAUUAAACUUGGUCCCCUUUUGUUUUCAUUUUUUUGGAACUCAGUUCGAGUGGACGAAUUAAGUAACUGACUUUGAGUCUCUAUUGCAGUAAUGCUACUUCAUAUUAACUACUA